This is a messenger RNA of Micromonas pusilla CCMP1545, 1314 nucleotides long. RefSeq lists its product as uncharacterized. NCBI's taxonomy places the organism in Eukaryota, Viridiplantae, Chlorophyta, Mamiellophyceae, Mamiellales, Mamiellaceae. The transcript is spliced from 3 exons. The coding region runs from base 1 to 1314 and encodes 437 amino acids. The record is from RefSeq and is a predicted model, not a curated record. Gene Ontology annotation, molecular function: diaminopimelate decarboxylase activity.
AUGGCGGCGGCGUCAGGCGGGCCCGAGCGCGAGACGCUCCGGUUCUUGACCGCGCGAGAGUGCGUCGACGUGAGGACCGCGCACGGCACGCCGACGUACGUGUACGACGCGGCGACGCUCAAGGCGCAGGCGGCAAAGGCGCUCGAUUUCCCCAACGCGUUCGGACUCACCGUGCGCUACGCGAUGAAAGCGUCGCCGAACGCGGCGAUCCUGAAGAUCUUUCGAAACGCGGGGCUGAAGAUCGACGCGAGCAGCGGGCACGAGGUCCGGCGCGCGGUGCGCGCGGGGUUCGACCACGCGGACUGCUCGCUCAGCACGCAGGAGUUCCCGGAGUUUUUCGAGGAGCUCGUGAAGAAGGGACUCAAGGUGAACGCGUGCAGCUUGUCGCAGCUGGAGGCGUUCGGCGCCGCGUUCCCCGGCGCCGAGAUCGGCCUGCGGUUCAACCCGGGCCUCGGCAGCGGCGGCACGGGGAAGACGAACGUCGGCGGGCCGUCGAGCUCGUUCGGGAUCUGGCACGAGCUCCUCCCGGAGGCGAGAGCCAUCUGCGAGAAGCACGGGCUCAAGGUGGUUCGCAUCCACACGCACAUCGGCAGCGGCAGCGACCCCGCGGUGUGGCAGAAGACGUCCGGGAUGAGCUUAGACCUGUGCCGCGAGUUUCCCACCGUCGAGACGCUGAACCUCGGCGGCGGGUACAAGGUUGGGCGGAUGGCGUACGAGAAGAGCACAGACCUCGCCGUCGUCGGCGCGCCCGUCAAAGCGCUCUUCGAGGCGUUCGCGAAGGAGACCGGGAGAGAGUUGAGACUCGAGAUCGAGCCCGGGACGUUCCUGCUCGCGAACAGCUGCGCGAUCGUGUGCACGGUGCAGGAUAAGGUCACGACGGGCGCCGCGAGCGACGGCGGGCACGUCUUUUUGAAGCUCGACGCGGGGAUGACGGAAGUGUUGCGGCCGUCGCUGUACGCCGCGCAGCACCCGCUCGUGACGGUGUCGGCCGCGACGGGGAAAGAGCCGGAGGGCACCGAGAAAUACGUCGUCGUGGGGCACUGCUGCGAGAGCGGCGACCUGAUGACCCCGGGGCCGGACGACGCGGAGGAGAUCGCGGAGCGAGCGAUGGGGGAGGUGGAGCGCGGCGAUCUGUUGGUGGUGGAAGGCGCCGGCGCGUAUUGCGCGGGCAUGAGCGGGAAGAAUUACAACUCGUUCCCCGAGGCGCCGGAGGUGAUGCGCACCGCGGAGGGGACGUUCCACGUCAUCCGAAAGAAGCAGAGCUUGGAGCAGAUCAUGGCGAACGAGGUGGAGCUGCCGGACGACGCGUGCUGA